This is a messenger RNA of Oryctolagus cuniculus (rabbit), 13068 nucleotides long. The record is from RefSeq and is a predicted model, not a curated record. Lineage: Eukaryota; Metazoa; Chordata; Mammalia; Lagomorpha; Leporidae.
GGACGCCUAGAAAUGUAUGGAAUUGGAUUACAUUUCUCAGAGUGUUUUCCCAAAGGUCAAAUUUCAUGGGCCAUCUGUUGCUCAGAUGUGAAUGAUAUCUGGUUCAGUGUUAUGGCAUAAAGUGGACCUUUUGAAACUAGAAAAGCUAAUUAUGUGGUUGUGAGUGCCUUGGCUGGUGUUAGAAUGAUGUUUCGAUGGUUAUUUAAAGUUCUAGGGUGCCUUGCUUGUUUAAUUUUCAGAUAAUUCUCUUUGUAAAUGUUCAGUUAUAACAUCGAAUUGCAAUUACUGUUGGUUCUCUGUCACAAUGGCUGUUGUACCGAAAUCAGGUCAGUCUUAAAUGCUGACUUGAGGACUGAUUUCUAAGACAAGAUAAUCUGGAAGGUAGCUAGAGGAUUAUCCCUUAUAAAAUGUCAGGAUAAAACAAGGCUUCAUUUAUACUUGAUUUGUUUCCUGAGGGGGAUGUAAAAGGGCAGAACUCAGUAGAGUUUGGGGAAGUACCCAUUUCACUAAGAUCAGUAGAGCUUUGGUCCCCCAAAAUUGAAAUCUAGGACAUUUUCUUUUCUUUUUAAACUUGCUUAAAAGAGUGACAGAUCUAUCCAUCCACUGGUUCUCUCCCCAGAUGCCCGUAGCAGCCACUGCUGAGUCAGCUAAAGCCAGGAGCCAGGGACUUCAUCCAGUUCUCCCACGUGGGCGGCAGGGCCAGGCAGGUGAGCUGUCAUCUGCCUCUCAGGGUGCGUUAGCAGGGAGCUGGGUCAGGAACUAACCUUCACUCUGUGGGAUGCAGGCGGCGCAAGCAGCAGCUUAGUAACCUACCGACGACAGCCGCCCCAGGACACGACCUUCUCCGUAAGACCUCCAGUGAAGAUGGAAAGAACGUGCGCCUGAGGGGUGGGAGGUGGAGGCUUAUUUUAAGGACAAUCAGUACUGAGUUAUCAUUUCAGUGACCACAGUAGCCGCAUUCUGAAGGGCAGCUUGCCCAUCUGCUGGUUCCCGCCCCAAGUGACUGGCACAGCUGGAGCCAGGAACUCGGUCCCCGUCUCCCACCCUGGUGGCAGGGACCCAAGCACUGUCGUCACCUGCCUCCCAGGGCUCACAGCAGGAGCCUAGAAUCCGGGGUGGAACUGGGGCUGAAAACCAGGCGCUGCCGUGUGGGGAGUGGGCACCUCGGCAGCGCCUUCCCACUGCGCCUUUAAAAGUGGGCCCAGCCUGUGACGUCUCCUUUUGACACCAGCUUGCUGGGCUUCCUUGAACUAAGAGUGGAUAAUGAUAGACACUGCCAAGAGCUCAGUAGGGGAGGGUGCCUUUCCUCAGGGAGAACAGUGGAAAUACAUGAGAAUUUACGGUGGGUAGGAUUUACAGCCGCAUUUGAGCUUUGUCCCUUAACUCUGAGGGAGACCUACAGAUAUUACAACCACUGGGUCCCUCCCCAAGAUGCCUGUAAUGUCAGGAACGGACCAGCCAAAAGCUGUUGGAACACCUGUGUCCCAUGGUCAGGUUACGGUUUCCAGCUUCUUGACAGUGCUACCUGAGAGGCAACAGACGAUGGCUCAGGUUCUCGGACCCCGGCCACCCGUGGAGACCUGCAUUGAGCUCCAGGCUCCUGGCUUGGGCCUGGCCAAGCCCUGGCUGUUUAAGGAGUGAACCAGCAGAUAGAAGAUGGCUGGCUGGCUCUCGGGGUGUGGGGUACAGUGGGGGAAGCUGCUACCCGGGACACAUAUCCUGUAUCGCGGUGCUGGUUGAAGUCUGCCCUGCUUCCAUUCGGCUUCCUGCUGGUAGUGCCUGGGAGGCAGCAGAUGAUGACCCGAGUCCUUGGUCCCUGCCACCCAUGUGGGAGGCCCAGAUGGAGUUCAUGGCUUUUGACUUUGGCCUGGCCCUGGUGUUGCCAGUUUGAGGAGUGAACCAGCAGAUGGAAGGUACUGUGCUCUCUCUGCCUUUCAAAAUAAAGUGAAAAUGGGGUAGGGGCCAUGGCUGUGGUAUAGCAGGUAGAGGCAGCCUGAGGCACUCACAUCCCGUAUGGGCACUGGUUCGAGUCCCGGCUGCUCCACUUCAGAUCCAUGUCCCUGCUGUUGCUCCUGUUCUGAAAGAUCAAUAUUAAUUGUAUGCUUGCUGCUUCAGUGCACUGGCAAGACCACCAGCCGGGGUUCUAGGCCGACCUUCCUGCAGAUUAGCCAUGUGUUGUUCUGAGUCAGUUCCUUACUAAUAGGCACUGUUUCUUAACCAUCUUUGCAAAUUCAGAUGUGUUUCAAAUAGAUUUCUCCUGGUUUAUGGCUCAGGAAAUAGGAGCGGAGGUUACUGGUUAUGCCUGGGUCUUAGCUGAGUCGGUGAUGGGUCCAGGAUCUGAAUCUGGUCCUUGCUGCUUUGAGCUGUCAGCUCCUAGCUGCUGUGCUCAUCUCGUUUGGAGAUUUCGGGCAGUAAUACCAGCUGAGUACUUUUUAAAAUUCUAGGUCAUGACCAGUUAGUGGAAACGUAAUGGGUCACAAGCAGCUUUGUACAUUUGUAAUGGAAGGGGAAACACAUACCAGUAUUUUGUGAGACCAGUUCCAGGUUGUGGACGUGGGUGGUGAUGUCAGACUGGUGAGAUAGGAAAUGUGAGUUAGGGUUGCGCCUGGGUUUGAGCCCAGAUUCCAGCCUCGGAUUUUUAAUUUGGGCUGGAGUGCAGCUCUGGAGUAGCUGGGUUUCUUAACUCAAAUGCUUAUCAAGAGUUGUCCAGUUAAUGCGAUUUGAACAAGAGGUUGUAAGAGUUCUCUUGCUACCUGGGGAGUGAUGUAUAUUCUACGUGUUUGCAGUGCCAGUGGCAGUGAGCUGACAGUCCGUUUCGCUCGGCAUUGGCUUUGCCCUUGUUCACCAUACGUGCUACCAAAGACAGGAGCUUCACUGUUGGCCAGGCUGCCUAGGAAGCCGUCACAGUUACUAAUCUUUAGUAGAACAAGUCUUUUACAGUCGACUGUAGCAGUCCAGCUGGGAUUUGUAGCCUGGGUUUCCUGCACUGCCAGAGGUCUAGAGGACUUGAACCACAUAAUUAGGUCUGGCGUAACCUUCCCAUUGUUUUUAAGUCAGGUUAUUUGUGUUUGCUUGAAAGGCAGAGUGACUGAUCUUCCAUCUGCUGGUUCAUUCCCCAAAUGCCUGCAACAGCAGGGCCUGGGCCAGGCUUAGCCAGAAACCAGGAACGCAAUUCACGUCUCCCCUGUGGGUGAUAGGAACCCAAGUACUUGAGUCACAGCCUCCUGCCCCGCUGGGUGUGUGUGCAUUAGCAGAAGCAGGGCAGGCCUGGAGUCGGCCCUUCACGAUGGAGAGAGGCAUCUUAACCAGGGCCGGACACCUGCCGCCCGUUUCCUUUUUGUCUUUGUUUUUUUAAUUUAUUUGUUUCAAAGCCAGAGUUACAGAGAGGCAGAGAAAGAGAGAGGUCUUCCCUCUGCUGGUUCACUCCCCAGGUGGCCGCAAUGGCCAGAGCUGCACCACUCCAAAGCCAGGCUCCGGGAGCUUCUUCUGGGUCUCCACGCAGGUGCAGGGGCUCAGAGACUUGGGCCAUCUUCCACUGCUUUCCCAGGCCACAGCAGAGAGCUGGAUCAGGAGUGGAGCAGCUGGGACUCGAACCAGCCCCCAUAUGGUUUUGCUGGCCCCAAAGAUUUAUUUUUUUUUUUAUUUUUUUUUUAUUUGAAAGAGUUGUGAGAGGUAGAGACUGAGAGGUCUUCCAUACACUGAUUCAUUCCCUAAAUGGCCACAGCUGGAGCCAGGAGCUUCUGGGUCUCCCACGUGGGUGCAGGGGCCCAAGCACUUGGGCCAUCCUCUGCUUUCCCUGGUACAUGAGCAGAGAGCUGGAUCAAAAGAGGAGCAGCCAGGAUUUGAACCAGCGCUCAUAUGGGAUGCCAGUGCUGUAGGCUAGGGCUUUAACCCACUGCACCAUGGUGCCAGCCCUUUGCCACCCAUUUCUGUCAGUGUGUACCGACAGUGCCAAAUAUCCCUGCCACUGCUUUGCCUUUGGGGACCACUCCCCACCAUCAGACUUGAAUAGCUUGGGUCCUGGAGGGACAGCGGAUGACUUGUUUCUCAUCUUUAGUUUACAGUACAGGUGUUUUACCUGUCUGGAGUUACUACCAAGUGCUCUUCAUUCUAGCCCUGUGGGUCUUCAGAUAGCCCUGUGUAAACCAGAGGGAAAAUAAAAAAGGCCCUGGAUGGCCGCCGCUGCGGCUCACUAGGCUAAUCCUCCGCCUGCGGCGCUGGCACUCUGGGUUCUAGUCCCAGUCGGGGCGCUGGUUCUGUCCCGGUUGCUUCUCUUCCAGGCCAGCUCUCUGCUGUGGCCCAGGAAGGCAGUGGAGGAUGGCCCAAGUCCUUGGGCUCUGCACCCGCAUGGGAGACCAGGAGAAGCACCUGACUCCUGGCUUCAGAUCAAUGUGGUGCGUGGGCUGCAGCACACCGGCUGCAGUGGCCAUUGGAGGAUGAAACCAACGGAAAAAAGGAAGACCUUUCUCUCUGUCUCUCUCACUGUCCACUAUGCCUGUCAAAAAAAAUAAAAAAGAUCUGGGUUUGAGCCGUUGUGACUCUUCAUUCUGACUACUGGAACUUAUUAGCAACCUUGGAGGAGUCACCAGCAAGAUUUCUGAAGACCACUGUGUUCUGACCACAACUUGCGCUAGGAGAGUACCUGGGAUGAGAUUGGUAGCCCUUUGUGUGUGUGCUUGUGAUUUAGGAGUGGAAAGGACUGGGGUAGAUGGCAGCUCAGGCUCCUGUGUUCAUUCGCUGGCGAGUCAGGGAUUACUAGGUACCAACACUUUAAAUUGAUUGAUUGAUUUGAAAGGCAGCAGUAGAGAGAUCUUCAGUCUACUGCUUCACUCUACAAAUGGCUGCAAUAGCCUGGUCAGGGCCAGACUGGAACCAAGAGCCAGGAACUCCAUCCAGGUCUCCCAAAUGCAUGGCAGGGGCCCAAACACUUGAGCCAUUAUCUGCCGCCCCCCAGGCACAUGAGCAGAGAGCCGGAUUGGAAGUGGAGUAGCUGCCUGCAGCCCGGUGGUGUGCUGCGACUACCAGCCUGGUGCUGGAACCUUCACCUUCACUUCAUAGCUGGGAUCUUCAUCUCACCUGAGACAGGCGCACGGCCUCUUCAUGUGAGUCAGCGGGUGAAGGAGUUUCCAAGUGUAAAAUGGCUGUGGAUGAGCGCAGCCUAAUUUGGGAGUGGAAAGUUGUGACAGUGAGAAGAUCAACUGCGCCAGGAGCAGACCUAUUGCCCUAGAUUUUCAAGGACAGACACAAAAAGAAAAUGACAGUGUGACUUGGGAAUGCAAAGUUUAAAAAAAAAAAAACUAUUAAGCAAUGGUUUUUCUUCUAAUUAGCAUCCUCUGAUGAGAUUCAUGGGGGAAAGGUCAUUCCGUUGAAAUAAAUGAAGAAAAAUGACUUCGACCCAGAGAAGGACAGCCAAGAAGAAAUGUGCUUGUCUUUGGGCAAGAGUUAACCUCAGGCCAGGGUUCAAAGUUCUGCAGGCAUCGAGUCACUUGGGUGCCUGUUGACUGGGUGGGUCUGAGGGGUGCCUGGUGGGCCAUUUGCAUUUCUGCCAAGUUCUUUAAGAUUUAUAUAUUUGAAAAGCAGAGUUGAGCUGUAAUUGUCGCCGGCACCGCUCUGUUGCCCUGGAACCUCCUGGCCAAGCAGCAUGACGUCCGCUUUGGAAAACUACAUAAACCGAAUUGUAGCUGUUAUUACUGCCGAUGGGAGAAUGAUCGUGGAAACACUGCAAGGCUUUGACCACACCAUUAAUUUGAUUUUGGAUGAAAGCCAUGAACGAGUAUUCAGCUCAUCACAGGGAGUAGAACAAGUGGUACCAGGGUUAUACAUCGUAAGAGGUGACAAUGUUGCAGUCAUUGGAGAAACUGAUGAAGAGACAGAUUCAGCACUUGAUUUGGGGACUAUUUGAGAAGAACCUCUGAACUCUAGCACACUGAGGAAGAACUGUAUACAUUGGACAUCUGUAAAUCUCUGUAUAGAAACUGAUCAUUCUGAGGAUGGUGGGAGUGUGGAAUUUCUAUGAACAUGUAAUUGUGAUUCAUUGUAAUAUGUAAAUUAAAAUGUUUCUACCUUUAAUUGAAAAAAGAAAAAAGAAAGGCAGAGUAUACAGAGAAAGGAGACAGAUCUUCUAUCUGCUUGUUCAUUCCCCAAAUGGCCACAACAGCCAAAACUGGACCAGGCCUAAGCCAGGAGCGUCUUCCAGGUCUUCCACGCAGGUGCAGGGGCCCGAGCACUUGGGCCAUCUGCUGCCUUCCCAGGUGCAUUAGCAGGGAGCUGGGUCAGAAGUGGAGCAGCCCCAGUUCCUGGUAUUGCAGGUGGCAGCUUUACUGGCUACGACACAAUGCCGUCACCCUCCCCUCCACCACCACCACCUCUGCUUUAAGGAAGCCUGGGUGAUAAAGGCCAGAGAAGAGAUCUGGUGAGUGGGGCUGGUGGUGUGAUGUGACAUCGGCAUCCCAAGUGAUCGUGGGUUCAAAGUCUGGGCUUCUCCACUUGUGAUCCAGCUCCCCGCUACAGCCCCUGGGGAAGCAGCAGAAGAUGGCCCAAGUGCUUGGACCCCUGCACCCAUGUGGGAGACACGAAUGGAAUUCCUGACUUCUGGCUUGGGCCUGGCCCAGCUGCUGCUGUGGCAACCAUUUAGGGAGUGAAGCGGCAGAUGGAAGAGCUCUGUCUCUCUAACUGCCUUUCAAAUAAAAUAAAUCUCUAAAAACUAACUGAGUACAAUAGCUGGUGAGUCCCCUAGCAGGCAGUGAGAACACAUCGCAGGGGCCCGGGCCUGGUGUGGGUGCAGCACACCGUGGAAGCGUAUGAGACGCCUUCCUCCCGCCGACUGGGUCUACUUGGCUUAUAGAAGCAAAGAUAGCACCAGGGGCUCAUGGGGUGAACGGCCUGUGAGGCCCUCUUAGCUGUUGCCCGUGUUCACUGCCUUGUAUUACAGUAAGAAGAUGGGGCCGGUGCGUGGCUCACUUGGCUAAUCUGCCUGUGGCGCCGGCACUCUGGAUUCUAUUCCCAGUUGGGGCGCUGGUUCUGUCCCGGCUGCCCCUCUUCCAGUCCAGCGCUCUGCUGUGGCCCGGGAAGGCAGUGGAGGAUGGCCCAAAUCCUUGGGCCCUGUACCCGCAUGGGAGACCAGGAGGAAGCACCUGGCUCCUGGCUUCAGAUUGGCGCAGCGCCAGCUGCAGCGGCCAUUUGGGGGGUGAACCACCUUUGUCUCUCUCUCACUGUCUAACUCAGUGUGUCAAAAAAAAAAAAAAAGGUAAGAAGAUGGUUUUAUUCCCAUGCUGCCCAGGCAGAGUCCAUGGUGUGCCUAGGGACUCAUCUUUAAGGUCGUUGGUAAGGAGGCUGGGGAUCUGGCUGGCGGGUGGGUGGCUGCGAGGCCCGAGAUCUACAUCCAGUACUGAUACUUGGGAUCAGUCCUAAUGGGAGGUUGGUCUGAAGCUUGGGACGGGGAGCCAGGGACAUGGCCCAGCAAUGCAGCAGUGGCGGGAGGACAGCAGAGUCACCUCUGUAGGGGCCGUGGCACUCGGAGCCCAGGGGUCCUGUUGCAACACAGAGCCUUUGAGGCCGUUCGCUCUGCCACCCCUUGCCAAUCCCUGCAGUUCCUGCAUCGUUGGUUUAAGGCAGAACUAAAAGAUGAACAAGCUGCUCUUUUUUAAAGAAUGGAAUGGAAGGGAAACGUAGGUGUCGCGUAUUGAACUGGCAUAACGAUACGCUUUUAAGGUUCAGGGGUAGAAAAAGGAUCCGUGGAAGGCUAUUUCAGGCCAAACCACAAGUGACAGCGAACCUGGAGUUAACCUCUGCAAGUGUGGCUUACGUUUCUGAUAGAUAAUGAAAAGGUUAAAGUCAUAGUCAAGUCUUUGUCGGCCACCUCGUGUAUCUCCCAAGGCUGUGAGUGGCACCAAAGGGUGUACGGGCAAGAGGGGCUGGCACCAGGGCACAGCAGGGUGACCCCCGGCUUGGAACGCCAGUUCCCGUCCUGGACUGCUGUGAGUCGUGGGUUGUCCGGUUCCCAUUCAGCUUCCUGCUGAGGUGCUAGGAAGGCUCCAGAGGGUGGCUGUGGUGCUUGGGCCCCUGCCGCCCACAUGGGAGACCCGGAUGCAAUUCCCGGCUCCUGGCCCCAGGCUUCAAGGACAAAUGUGUCUACUUCCUGAGAGCUAAGAGCCCUUGACGAGGUAAGAGGUCACUGCACCCUCGUGUCUCCCGAAGUUCCUGUCUCGUUCCCUGCAGUGUCGCAGUAAGUGCUCAGCUUGAGUGCCCUGCUGCUGUGGGCCUGGAGGUACAGUUAGCGACGGGCCUUCCAGCUGUCCUGUGGUCUGAUGAUCCUGUUAGCAGCAAGCUGUCUGUCAGGUGGCCAUCAGACACUAGCCUGUGGUGUUAUGGUGUAGCGGGUGAAGCCGCUGCCUGUGACGUGGGCGCAGGUUCAAGUGCUGGCUGCUCUACUUCGCUCCAGCUCCCUGCUAGUGCGCUGUAAGCUUCAGGAGAACGGCUGAUGCAGGCAUCCUACAGGCAUGCCUCACACCCAAGGCUCUGCUCUGAUGGCUGUUAUGCAUUAAGAUUCUGCAGAGGCCGGCGCUAAGCCUCCACCUGUGGCACAAGCAUCCCUGUUGGGUGCCGGGUUCCGUCCUGGCUGCUCCACUUCCCAUCCAGCUCUGCUGUGGCCUGGGAAAGCAGUGGAAGAUGGCCCAAGUGCUUGGGCCCCUGUACCCAUGUGGGAGACUCGGAAGAAGCUCCUGGCUUCAGAUCAGCUCAGCUCCGGCCAUAAAAAGAUUCUGCAAAAUGUUUCCUUUGGAAGUAGGUCGCUGCAGGUAAAAGCAAACCCAGAACGUGGGGGCUUGGAAGUAUCCUGGAGCAGGUGGCAAUCAUGCUCCUGUGUGUGCUUCAAGUUCCCAUCUUCAUCUUCUUCACCAGCUGCAUGACCAGUGGCCGUCUGCUUUGGAAUUAUUUCUGGAAGAAGGCGCCAUGUGGAUAACUAGAUGGUCGUGGUGGUCAGUACCAGGGCCUGCCUGUGAUGCCGACAGAGAGUGAGCCCGUAAACACUGUGUUAGGGGCUGGCUCCUCAGGGUGUCCAGCCCGUCAGAGGCAAAGCAGAUCAGGAUUAGGAGACACAGCGGCAUGGAAGCGAGAGUGCUUUCUGUAGUCCAAGCUCUAAGGUUUUCCUAGGCAGACCUCACUGACCAACAUCCGGGCGCCCUGAUGGUUGCUGUGCCGACUGCCACUCUGGGGACGCCCCUCCCAUCAGCUUGCCUGUGAGGGCUGCCCAGCUGGGGCUGUGGGCUCUGCAACAGCUGUCCCCCACCCCUACCUCCCGCCAAGGUUGUCUCUGUCCUGAGCUGCCUGAGUGGUAAGUGACCCAUUCCUCCUAAGCAGAACCAGACUGGCCCCCACUGCUUUCCUUUGUCCCCAGCUGCCUGAUCUCUUGGCCACCAGGGGUAGAGGACAGAAUGGAAGGAAGCCCUUCAGUCCGGCCCUGAGCCGGUGGCUUGGUUUCCCUAGGACGGACUCUUGAAAUAAGUUUCCUCCGCUGCAGCCAGUGCCAUGCCGAACACCAAGUGAGCUGCUCACAGUCUGUAUGGCCCAGGACAAGGCAGUCAGGCCCCCCAAGCUCAGGACGGAGGCAGAGAACCCUGGGGAAGAACGGAACAGUGCUCACGCGGGUCCAUGCACACCGCGACCUGUCCCCAGGGCUCCAUGGAUGAAAAGGGGUCAGAGCGGGAAUAAUGGUCAGGUGGGAGCUCGCUUCGCAGCUGACAGGGAAGGAGGCAGAAUGAGAACGUUCUCUCCCUGGUGCCCCACAACAGCAGGCUUGGGCAGAACAGUGCUACUGGUGCGCGAUGGCCGGCUGGCUUUCCUCUGUGUGUUCUGUGGCCCCAGCAGAUCACUCUGAAAUGCUACAUCUCUGCCUGAUGGGACCGGCCUGUCUGUCUCUCCCUCCCUCGCUGCCACCCCGUAUUUUAACCUUGCUGCUGCAGAGGUUAAGCGGCUGUCAAAGUGUCCGGACAGCAUUCACACCCAGGCUGUUGGCCUCCGACGUCCAUGCUCUGGCUUCUGAGCCACAUGGGAUCGGCAGGAAUGCAACGCGGAAGCGAGUGGUGAGUGUGUGAGUUCCACAGUCACAGAGGACGAGGCCUGGGGCCUGGAUCAGAAGGGGUAGCUCCUGGGCCCCCAUUGCUAUGGGGGCUGCCAUGGUGGGAAAUGGCCUCGUAUUUGCAAGAAAUGGGAAAUACUGAAUAAAGGCUGAAACUUACAAAAUUGGUGUGAAAGCCUCUCUGAGCUGGGCUUGGAUUAGGGCAUUGCCAAAUACCCAUGGCUUACAAAUAUGGGGGUGGGCAUUUGGCCACUUAGUGGUCAGGACCCUGUUUGGGCAGGUUGGCAUUCAGCUGUCCCUGGGUCACCUGCAGCCUAUAUAUAUUCAAGUCCUGGGGUUCGAGUCCCACCUUGGCUGCUGACUUACCUUCUUGCUAAUGUGUACCCGGGAGGCAGCAGGUGAUGGCUCAAGUAGUUGGGUCCCUGCCACCUGAGUUCCUGGCCCCUUGCUCUGGCCCAGCUCAGCCUUGGCCACUGCACACAUUUGUGAACCAGCAGAGUGGAACUCUCUGCCUCUACCUCCCCGAUAAAUCAGAAUAAAUAUAAUAAAAGUGCAUGACAUACACCAGGUAUCACACAGUUUCUCCACUGUAAUAAAACAAAUUAGACAAUUUAUCCCUGUUUUAAAAAAAAUCCUCAAGGGGCCAGCAUUGUGGUGUAGCAGAAGAGAUGGCCGGAGAACUUGGGCCCCUGCACCCACAUGGGAGACCUGGAAGAAGCUUCUGGCUCCCGGCUUCCGCCUCGCCCAGUCCUGGCUGUUGCAGCCAUUUGGGGAGUGAACCAGCGGAUGGAAGAUCUUUCUCUCCUUCUCUCCCUAUAUCUCUGCCUUUCAAGUAAAUGAAUAAAUCUUUAAAAGAAGAAGAAGAGGAGAGAGCCAGCGUUCUCGCACAGCGGGUUAAGCCACUGCUUGCAAUGCAGGUACCCCUGCUGCUGCUCCUGGAAAGGCAGUGGAGAAUGGCUCACGUCCUUGGGCCCAUGACACCAAGAUGGAGUUCUGGGCUCCCAGCUUUAACAUGGCCAGGCCCUUGGGAGUAAACCAGCAGCUGGAAGAUCUCUCUUUGUCUCUACCUUUUGAGUGAAUGAAAAUAAAGAAAUGAACCUUGAAAAUAAACAGUAGGCGCCGGCACUGUGGUAGUGGGUAAAACUGCUGCCUGCAGUGCCGGCAUCCCAUAUGGGCGCUGGUUUGAGUCCUGGCUGUUCCACUUCUGAUCCAGCUCUCUGCUAUGGCCUGGGAAAGCAGUAGAAGAUGGUCCAAGGCUUUGGGCCCCUGCACCCACGUGGGAGACCCGGAGGAAGCUCCUGGCUCCUGGCUUCAGAUCAGCGCAGCUCUGGCCUUUGAGGCCAACUUGGGAGUGAACCAUUGGAUGGAAGAUUUCUUUCUCUCCUUCUCUCUCUGCCUCAGCCUCUGUAACUCUGCCUUUCAAAUAAAUAAAUCUUAAAAAAAUAAUGAAAGAAAAUAAACAGCUUGGGCAGGUGCUGUGGCAAAGUGGGUUAAGCGCCUUGGCGCUGUCUUUCCGUAUAGGCACUGGUUCAAGUCCCAGCUGCUCCACUUCUGAUCCAGCUCUCUGCUAAUGUGCCUGAAGAAGCAAUGGAAGAUGGCCCAAGUGCUUGAGCCCCUGCCACCCACAUGGGAGACCCGGAUGAAGCUCCUGGCUCUUGGCUUUGGUCUGGCCCAGCUCCAGCCAUUGCAGCUACUGGGGAGUGAACCAGCGGAUGGAAGAUCUCUCUCUCUCUCUCUCAAAGGAGGAGCUGUAGACACACUGGGACAACGCCUUGUAAUGGAGGCACAGACUAGGACGAUGCCUCUCGAAGCCAAGGAAUGCCAGAUUUGUCCAUAACCACCAGAAGCCAGGAAGAGGUAGAGACAAAUUCUUUCCAAAAGCAUUCAUGUUGGACUUGAAAAAAUAACAGGGACCUUGGAAAGAGCAAGACCUCCAGAGAAUGGGGACAGAGUCCUGGAAGCCACAGCAGGGCUUAAAAGUGGCCACUGAAGGGUGGCUUCUGCCGGCUGGAAGUACAGAGCAAGGUGUUCUGGGCAAGGGAAUUUCAGGAGAAAAGGCACAGAGGACGCACUGGAGAGCUCCAUGAGCAGUGCCCCGCUUCCCAGGCGGCGUCACAGAUGACCACAGACUGGGUGGCUUCAAGUGACCGGGCUUUAUUCUCUGCAGUCCAUUGUACCAAUGUAAAUUUUUCAAAAAGUACUUUCUUUCAUUUUGCAUUAUUUUAUAGAGAGAGACGGAGAGAGAGAGAGAGCCUCCAUCUGCUGAUUCACUCCACAAAUGUCUGCGGCAGCCAGGACUGGGUUGGCCGAAGCCAGGAGCCCAGAGCUGAACCCAGGUCUGGGCAGGGGCCCAAGGACUUGACCUGACCCAUCGCUGCUGCCUCUCAGUGUGUGCUUUAGCAGGGAGCUGGAUCAGAGCAGAGGCGCUGGGACUUGAACCCAGGUACUCUAGGAUGGGCUGCGGGCAUCCCGAGAGACAGCUUGACCACCGCACCAAAUGCCUGCCCCAUUGCUUUAGUUUUGACAAACGUACCGUGAUUAUGUAAGAUGUUAAUAUUAGAGAAGCCGGGUGAAGGGUAUACAGGAAUUCUCUAUACUAUCUGCAACUUUCCUGUGCACUUGAAGUUUCUUUUUUGCCCAAAAUUAAAAUUUACUUUAAAAAAUGAAAAUGGGGCCCAGCGCUGUGGUGCAGUGGGUAAAGCUGCCGCCUGCGAUGCUGACAUCCCCUAUAGGCACGAGUUGAUCGGGCUGCUCCCUUUCCAAUCCAGCUCCCAGCUAAUGGCCUGGGAAAAGCAGUGAAAAAUGGCCCAAGUGCUUGGGCCCCUGGCACUCACAUGGGAGACCCAGAUGAAGUUCUUUGCUCCCCGGCUGUUGCAGCCAUUUGGGGGAGUGAACCAGAGGAUGGAAAACCCUUCUCAUUCUCCCUUUCUCUCUGUAAGUCUGACUUUCAAAAUAAAUAAAUAAACCCGAGUUUCCAUGUGUUCUCUGAUCCA